AUGGCAAACAAGGCCUUCGGUUGGGCAGCUAAAGAUACUUCUGGUGUUCUUUCUCCUUUCAGUUUUUCCAGAAGGGAAACAAAUGAUAAGGAUGUGGCAUUCAAGGUGCUGUAUUGUGGGAUAUGUCACACAGAUCUCCAUAUGGCAAAAAAUGAAUGGGGCAUGACCUCCUAUCCACUUGUUCCUGGGCAUGAGAUUGUUGGUAUUGUGACAAAGGUGGGAAGCAAAGUAGAAAAGUUCAAAGUUGGAGACAAAGUGGGCGUGGGCUUUGUGGUUGAUUCAUGCCGAGCUUGUGAAAACUGUGAGAAAAACCUUGAGAAUUACUGCCCUAAAUACACUCCCACAAGUGGUGCAACCUCACCCGGUGGCUACUCCGACUCAAUGGUUGCAGACGAGCGCUUCGUGGUUCGUAUUCCUGAUGAACUACCUCUUGAUUCUGCUGCACCUCUCCUUUGUGCUGGUAUCACUGUCUAUAGUCCUCUUAGAUAUUACGGACUCGACAAACCUGGCCUGAAAAUAGGUGUUGUUGGGCUUGGUGGGCUUGGUCACAUGGCUGUUAAAUUCGCGAAAGCUUUUGGUGCUAAUGUGACUGUAAUUAGUACAUCUCCUAGCAAGGAAAAGGAAGCAUUAGAACACUUGGGAGCUGACUCAUUUCUGAUAAGUCGAGACCACGAAAAGUUGCAGGCUGCAACGGGUACUUUAGAUGGUAUCAUUGAUACAGUUUCGGCUAAUCAUCCUGUCGUACCACUGAUUGGAUUACUGAAGUCUCAUGGAAAACUCAUAAUGGUUGGUGCACCCGAUAAACCUUUGGAAAUUCCUAUUUUUCCUUUACUUUUGGGGAGAAAGUUGGUUGGUGGAAGUGCGAUUGGAGGGUUGAAGGAAACUCAAGAGAUGGUUGAUUUUGCUGCUAAACACAAUGUGAAACCCGACGUUGAAAUUGUUCCUGUGGAUUAUGUUAACUCCGCAUUUGAGCGGCUCCUCAAAGGAGAUGUCAAAUAUCGAUUUGUAAUUGACAUUGGAAACACUUUGAAACCAAGUUCUUAA
This is a messenger RNA of Vicia faba (fava bean), 1044 nucleotides long. Lineage: Eukaryota; Viridiplantae; Streptophyta; Magnoliopsida; Fabales; Fabaceae. The record is from the annotation of a GenBank genome assembly.